ACUUAUCCGUGCGCUCUCAUUCCCUUCAGAUCCUGUCGCCAGGCGCACUGAGUGAGUUAAAGUGGACCUCUUUACUGACCGCUGAAUGUUUCUUUUUUUCCCUUUUUGCUGCUAAUGUUUGUUUAGAAGAUGUGACUUGGAUUGAUUUUGCACAGGAUUAAUAUCCACGUGACAAGUUUUCAUCAUUUACUUCUUUUAUUUGGUGCGACGGAGUGAUGCAGAGUGGAAAGGAUCGAAUUGGGGAUGAAACUUGGGUUGCGCGCUGGCAUGGCACGUCAGGUGUUUCAGCGCUUGGAUAGACGCUGUUUCUUCCUGUCAUGGUGUCAGUAUCCGCGGUGAGUCCGCCUGGAGCACUAUGGAGAGGAUGGAAAGAAAGAGAAUUUUCUUCUGUCUUCUCUUGGCGGCGCAGCUCUGUUUGAGCUCCACACAAGUCCUCAGAAUCGGUGGUAUUUUUGAGACGCGGGAGAGUGAGCUAGUGAGCAUGGACGAGCUGGCCUUCAAGUUUGCUGUAAAUAACAUAAACCGCAACAAGACCCUGAUGCCCAACACAACACUUACAUAUGACAUUCAGAGAAUCAACCUGUUUGAUGGAUUUGAGGCUUCAAGAAGAGUGUGUGACCAGCUGGCUCUAGGCGUGGUUGCCGUGUUCGGUCCUUCUCACAGCUCCUCGGUCAGUGCUGUUCAGUCCAUCUGCAACGCCCUGGAAGUCCCUCACAUACAGACCCGCUGGAAACACCCAUCAGUGGACAACAAAGACACCUUCUUCAUCAACCUGUAUCCUGAGUACACCGCCAUCGCCAGGGCUAUCCUGGACGUGGUGACUUUCUUCAAAUGGAGGAAGCUAACGGUGGUCUACGAGGACAGCACAGGUCUGAUGCGGAUGCAGGAGUUGAUCAAGGCUCCGGCAAAGUUUAACCUAAAGAUCAAGAUCCGCCAGCUGACCCCGGGUAACCAAGAUGCCCGACCGCUGCUUAAGGAACUGAAGAAAGACAAGGAAUUUUUUAUUCUCUUUGACUGCUCCUAUCGUAUGGCUGCAGAGCUCCUUAAGCAGCUUUCAUCCAUGGGAAUGAUGACAGAGUACUACCAUUUCUUCUUCACGACUUUGGAUUUGUUUGCCUUGGACCUGGAGCCAUACCGCUACAGCGGGGUCAACAUGACGGGCUUCAGAUUGUUGAACGUGGAUGACCCUUGGGUGGCCUCCACGAUGGACCGCUGGGCUAUGGAACGACUGCAGGGUCCCAAACAAGAGAGUGGCCUGAUGGAUGGAAUCAUGACCACAGACGCGGCCUUGAUGUACGACGCAGUGUUCAUGGUGGCUGUCGCGUCCCAACGGGCCACUCAGAUGACCGUUAGCUCCCUGCAGUGUCAUCGCCACAAACCCUGGCGUUUCGGACCACGCUUCAUGAACCUUUUCAAAGAGGCACAGUGGGAUGGACUGACAGGGCACAUUGUUCUUAAUAAGACGGAUGGCCUGAGGAGAGACUUUGAUUUGGACAUCAUCAGCCUCAAAGAGGACGGCACUGCCAGGGGUGUUGUGGAGGGCGGAAGUCGCCUCACGAAAAGGUGGAUUAAGCUGAGAGGGAUUCAGUUUGCGGAGGAGACGACAGCCUACGUCAGGACUUGCUGCAAGAGGAGCAGUUAUAGUUUGGCCUUCAGCUGACACAUGGGCCAGUGCACAUUUUCAAUGUGAUUGUAUUAAAUCAGCCUUGUUACGUCAAACCAUUCUGUCUGUGUUCAAUUAGGUUACAUUUAAGAGAAAAUUAGCUCUGUUAUUAUAAUUUAACUUAAUGCCAACUAAAUAUUCCUACUUUAUACCACUGCUUGUCACCUUGAAACCAGUUUGAUGAGUGGAAAACCUGAAUGUUGAAUUAAGUCAUUCCGUCAAACACACACACAGUUUACAGUCUGGCAAAGUUCUUCCUCUCUGUCUUUCUCAGUCGUCAGACAGACAGGUAUGUAGGCAGGCAGCUGUCAAGGUGCAGAAGCAGUGAUUUAUACUGUAAUUUUAAUUCCAUUCAGUACUUUCAGCCCUCAAAAGCUUCCCCCAAAGGAAAACCCACAACAUGGUAAGAGAUUGACUUCAUUGACUUCAAAACGCUUGACUUCAUGGUCAUGGAAAAUGAAUUAUCAGUCCGUUGCAGUUGUGUUAGUUCUUGGGCACUGGAGUGUUAAAUACACUCUGAAGACGAUGAUGGGACUAAACAAAGUGAAAGUCUUCUGGGAAAUAAAGUAUUUUCUCUUAAAGUUCUUGAAUUUCUGAGAAUAAUUUAUUUUUUUUUUGCUUUGCUUGCCUUGGCAUCUCUCCUGCUCUGUGGGAACGGUUUUCCAGUCUGAUUUGGUUCUGGUUGGAGAUGAGCUUUAGGAUACAUAGAUAACAUUUUACUUGCAGCGUAUGAGAGAGAAUCCCUGUCAGUUUUCAUAGCACACUUUGUUGUUGGAAGCUUCUCUGGUGCGCACGAUAAAUUUGCGAGGCUGUACACAGUAAAUCCAUGACUUAGGGGUUUAAAAGAUGAUGACUGUAUACUGUGCAGCCGGCCUAGGCUGAUUUCAUUGGCUUGGUCAGAUUACUUUUGGACUUAAACUUCAAACUGACUAAUCGUGCAGUUGAUGUUUCAUGAAGGGUGAUAUUUACCAAAACAACACUGUUUUGCAACAUACUUGAGCUUGAGCUACGUUUUUAAGGAAUAUCACAGACCAAAAUACACUCCACCCUUCCAAAAAUAUUGUUCUCACUCUGUCCAUUUAUCUUCGAGACUGAGGACAAUACAAUUAAUUAAAUCCAACCCCAUUUGCUGUGUUGCUCAUCUGCAGCGUCCAGAGAUAAGACAGAUUUAUGGACUCUUGCGCAGAGUGGCUCCUCGAGAAAGUGCCGCGGUGGAGAUACAGAGUGCUUUUAGCAAGGUUAUGAGUGAGCACAUUUUCUGUUUUCUGAGCGAACAGAAUAAGAUAGAACGUAAUGAGGAGUGAAAAGCAUGUUAUCUUUUCCAAUAGGUAAUCCCAUGUAGCCCUUUGUCUGAAAAAGAAAUUGUGAAAAAUAUGACUGUGCCUUCUGUAGAGCUCAGUUUAGUAAGAGAUGCUGAUAUGGUCAUUACUACUCAUCCUUUUGUACAAUUAAUGGAUGAACAGGCCAUUGUGUCUGGCACAAAUUCAUUACAUUUUCUUCACAGACUAAAUAUCAAAAAGCUCAUUAACAAUAAGCUUGAACAUUUAAUGCACUUAACUUUAUAGCAUCAGUGUUGUGAGCCCCUUUGACUUUUGUUCAGCUCUUAACUAGUGAGGGGAUUUGAAAGGGUCAAAAUCCAGCAGCCAGACGCCUGUUCUAAUCUGAUAACAGUCUGGAUUAUACCGCCUGGUCAGAGCUCUCAUUCACAGUUACUGUGACAAUACAGAGGACAAAAACCAUGUUGUCCUCUGUCCCUGUCUGACCCUGCUCUUCUUCAUUCAUACUGUCUCCACUGGGGUGAUUUCCAAUUCCUCACAAUCAUAUUCAGUUACUCUAUAUAUAUAUAUAUAUAUUAUGGAUUAUUUUCUCAUUCUGUCGAUUAGUCAUUCACUCAGUAGAAUGUCAGGGAAAAAAUAAUGAUGAAAAUAAUAAUGAAAAAUUCCUAAAGCUCAAAAUCAAAUCAUCAAAUGUGCUGUUUUGUAUUGUACUGAUAUUCAGUUUAUUAUCACAUAUCACACAAAAAUCCUAACUGGAACCUGGUGCUGUUUG
Molecule: messenger RNA, 3712 nt
Organism: Scatophagus argus
Lineage: Eukaryota; Metazoa; Chordata; Actinopteri; Scatophagidae
Gene: grik1a
Product: glutamate receptor, ionotropic, kainate 1a
Exons: 10
Coding region: 356-1660 (434 amino acids)
Biological process (GO): monoatomic ion transport; synaptic transmission, glutamatergic; modulation of chemical synaptic transmission
Cellular component (GO): plasma membrane; kainate selective glutamate receptor complex; presynaptic membrane
Molecular function (GO): kainate selective glutamate receptor activity; transmitter-gated monoatomic ion channel activity involved in regulation of postsynaptic membrane potential
Source: RefSeq, a predicted model, not a curated record